Molecule: messenger RNA, 1332 nt
Organism: Dujonia railenensis
Lineage: Eukaryota; Fungi; Ascomycota; Pichiomycetes; Serinales; Debaryomycetaceae
Source: the annotation of a GenBank genome assembly
AUGUCUGUCCCAUUUGGUAAAGAGUUCAAAAAGAAGUAUUUCUCGAACCAAGAUGCCGAGUUUAUCAAUGUGAACCACGGUGCUAUGGGUGUCACACCUGAUCCAGUCCUCGAAGUUUAUUGUGAAAACUUUAAAUCGAGUCAGUCGAAUUUCGACAAGUACCUUCGUUUUGACCAAAGAAAUGAGUACAUUGAAGCCUUGAAGGCCUUGAGUGUGUCUGACUUACUCGAUUGUGACUAUAAAUCUUUAGCUAUUGUUGACAGUGCCACUGCUGGUGUAAACACUGUACUCAGAUCUUAUCCAUUCAAGGCUGGCGAUAAGGUAAUUUACACUACGACCACAUAUGGUGCAUGUAAGAAUAUUGUUAAAUUUAUUGCAAAGAGAAUUGGAAUUGUCCCCGUAGAAGUCAACUUGCAAUACCCUUUGACUCAGAAGGAGAUUGUUGAGAAAUUUGAGCAAGUAUUCAAAACAGAGGGCCCCAUCAAGAUGGCCCUCUUCGAUACUGUUUCCUCAAUGCCGGGAGCAAAACUUCCCUAUGAAGAAAUUACACAAUUAUGUCGUCAAAAUGAUUGUUUGUCCUUAAUUGAUGGUGCUCAUGGAAUUGGUUUGGUUCCGGAAUUAUCUUUGCUGAAGCUUAAACCAGACUUUUUUGUUUCCAACUUACAUAAGUGGCUUUCUACCCCCAAAAGUUGCUCUGUGUUUUAUGUAGAUCCUAAGUACCAGAACAUCAUUCAUCCUUUAUCUGUUUCACAUUCAUAUUUGGACGAUGACUUUGAGCCAGAAACCAAGGAAUUGAAAGAUAUGAGAUUCAUUGAUACAUUUUGGUUUGCUGGUUCUCUUAACAAGGCAUCAAUUGCUUCAAUUAUUCCUGCCAUUCAAUUUAGAAACGAAAUUUGUGGGGGAGAGAAAGCAAUUCAAAAGUACGCUAAUGAUUUAGCUUGGGAAUCUACGAAAGUGAUCUGGAAUGAAUAUGACAGGGAAUUGUUCGGCGCUGAUAAAGAGUCAGUAACUGCUUUGUUGAAUAUUGAAGUUCCGAUCUCUUCUUGGCUACCUGAGGAAACCCCAGCGAGUGUUUCCACUUGGUUGAAGGAAAUUGAAAAACAAAUUUGCUUCAAGUACAAUACCUUCGUCCCAUUCUUCUAUCAUGGUGGUAAGGUUUGGGCUAGAUUUUCUUACCAUAUGUAUAAUGAGUUGGAAGACUACAGUUAUGCUUCUAAGGUUACUGAAAAGGCAUUCAAAGAUUUUUUCAAGAAUAUCCAAUAUUACAAGAAGGCACCAAAGAGUGGAUCCAUCUUCUUGGUUGUCGAAGAUUUAGAAAACUUAACUAUUUAA